Molecule: messenger RNA, 793 nt
Organism: Scophthalmus maximus (turbot)
Lineage: Eukaryota; Metazoa; Chordata; Actinopteri; Pleuronectiformes; Scophthalmidae
Gene: ccl25b
Product: chemokine (C-C motif) ligand 25b
Exons: 4
Coding region: 33-329 (98 amino acids)
Biological process (GO): immune response; inflammatory response; cellular response to type II interferon
Cellular component (GO): extracellular region
Molecular function (GO): chemokine activity; CCR chemokine receptor binding
Source: RefSeq, a predicted model, not a curated record
UGAGCCACACAGGAGCAGCAGCAGCAGCAACCAUGAAGUUUCAGGCUCCUCUCCUCUUUCUGCUCCUCACCUGCAUGUACCUGAGACUGGCACAAGGCACAUAUGGGGACUGCUGCCUCGGGUACGUUCUUGCGAUGAAAGAAAAAGUAAAGAGAAAUAUUGAAAGUUACAGGAUACAGGAAACAGAUGGGGAUUGCAACAUCAGAGCUGUUGUGUUUCUGAUGAAGAGGAAGCCCUCACAUAAAAAACAGAGGACAGUCUGCGCCAAUCCACAAGAUGGCUGGGUCCAGCAUCUGACCAGCACUGUGGAUAUUCAAAUGCAAAAAUAGACGAAUAAACGGGGGAAAGAGAAAAAAAGAAGAAAAGAAUGGGAGGGAGGAGAGCGGCUGUUUCACAUCCCCUGUCGGGAAUCAUAUAUCACCUUGAACCAGAUGGAUUAGGUUUCAGUAGAUUAGGUAUUUCCUGUUUACCAGAACAUACCAUGAGCUCAAAGUUAUACCCAGUAUAGCAAAAUUCAUUUAUAUGAGUCAUUGUUUGAGUAAUUGUUCUGUGAUAUCUAGAGCCUGCAACAAGUGAGCCACUAUUAGGCAGCUUUGAAACGUAUUUGCAGAGAAUGUAUGCGUGCUUGAGUAAAGGUGUGUGUGUAUGUAUGUGUGUGUAUAUAUACCACUUUUGUUGUUAAGCUUUUGUAAGACUUAUGUUUUAUAUAGAACAGAUAUCCAUAUUUUUGUAUCAGCACUCAAUUGUACUUUGUGUCUCCCUGUAGCAAAUAAAGAAGCAACACAAACAAAGA